Messenger RNA from Lichtheimia ornata, 1329 nucleotides. RefSeq lists its product as uncharacterized. The transcript has 7 exons. Bases 1 to 1329 code for a protein of 442 amino acids. The record is from RefSeq and is a predicted model, not a curated record. Lineage: Eukaryota; Fungi; Mucoromycota; Mucoromycetes; Mucorales; Lichtheimiaceae.
AUGGCAGCACAAGUGGACAGACCAGGCAGCAAAUUAUUGUCGCCACCAAAGAUAAAUGACAUGGUCAACAAGCAAACGAUCAACUUGGAUACACCCUAUCAGCGUGAAGUCGUUUGGCAGACUCGAAAAAUGGGCGCUUUGAUUGAUACCAUUAUACACAACUUUUACGUACCACCGUUGAUCUUUGCAGUUCGCAAGAACAAGGAUAAUAGCCGUGUGAUCAAAUAUUGCAUUGAUGGCAAGCAACGCAUUUCAUCGAUUGUUGGAUUCAUGAACAAUGAAUUUCCAUACACCCACGUCGAAGCCGAUGGUACGAGUACCGACUACUAUUAUGCAGAAUCGGUGGAUAGGAAUAGAAAACACAAGUCAGGUAGAGACUACUUGCCUCCCGACCUUCGCCAGCGCUUUGAUGAGUUUGAGAUCCUUUCCGUUGAAUACAGCAAUUUGAGUGUGGAAGCUGAGGUUGAGAUCUUUUCACGAGUGCAACUUGGUGUCCCGCUUACGAGUGCUGAAAAGCUCAAAGCACACAUGUCGCCUACAAAGGAUUUCUGCGAGGAGCUACAUACCCUCUACCGAAAGGAUCUCUCAUUCCUGUUCAGUGAUAUUCGAUGCCGAUUAUUCCAGCACAUUGUCAAUUUGCUAUUGGUUCUAAAGGCGGAUUCUCCCAAUUUCCCAGCGACAAAAAAGAAUGUGGAGACGUUUUUACAAGGGCAGACACCACCCAGUGAUGAGCUCAAGAGGAAGUCCAAAUAUGCUCUCGACAUUAUUGGAGAAAUCGCGAGAUCACCACACUCAUGGGUCUUCACACAAGUCAAUGGCCAUGAAAAAGGGAUUUUAGCACUUGAAUUCGUUUGCUUUGGUCUUUAUGUCUCAAAAGUGCCACGUCGUUUCAGCCGAUCGAUUGCAGACUUUGCGAAUGAUUGUCACGACCUUCGAGCCUAUAUUCACAACAAUAUCCGGACCAAGACUCCCAUGAUGGGAUCACCAUCGUAUCGUAUUGCGUAUCAAUGGCUGGAGGAAAAAUUGGAUACCAUGGGUAUACGACCUGCUAUGGUUCGUACACCAGCUGAACCAUCAUUGACACCGGACACUGAGGAGUAUGAGGAAGAUGAGGAUCUAUUGGAAAGCACCUUGGCACAUCUCAACACCAAUAGCUUGCUACACAAAAGAAAACGACCUGCAGUAUGCCUUGAAACACCUGUACAACCAUCAACGAUCGCCAACACCAUCCCCACCACCACUACCACCACCGCUACCACUCCUAGCCAUAAUCAUCUUACAAGGCAACGACCUGUAGCUCGCCGUGGAGGCAAGUUCCCUCGUCGAUAG